AUGAUUCAUGAAACUAAAGAAGCAUUGCAACAUGCAUUCAAGAUUAAAGACUUAGGAGAACUAAGAUACUUUCUUGGAUUGGAGUUUGCUAGAAGUGACACUGGCAUACUCAUACAUCAAAGGAAGUAUACUUUGGAGUUACUAGCUGAUAUGGGGUUAUCAGGUGCUAAACCAGUAUCAACACCUAUGGAAAUGAAUUUAAAACUCACCUCCACAGAAUAUGAUGAUCACAUGAAUUCUUCACAUAAUGAUACACUUCUUGAGGAUCCUGCAAGUUAUCAAAGAUUGAUUGGAAGGUUAUUGUACCUCACAACCACUAGGCCAGACAUAUCUUUUGCAGGUCAGUGUCUAAGUCAAUUUAUGCAUGCACCAAAAGUUUCACAUAUGGAUUCAGCACUUAGACUGGUCAGAUAUUUGAAGACAGAACCAGGUUUGGGAAUUCUAAUGUCAUUAACUGGAGGAGAUAGUUUACAGGUAUUUUGUGAUGCUGAUUGGGGUUCAUGCAUAAACAGCAGGAGGUCAAUCACUAGAUACUUCAUCAAAUAUGGAGAAUCUCUUAUCUCAUGGAGGUCUAAAAAGCAGGUUACAGUUUCCAGAAGUUCAGCUGAGGCUGAGUACAGAGCCAUGGCCUCAACUGUUGCAGAGAUUAUUUGGACUGUUGCUAAUCCCGUGUUUCAUGAAAGAACAAAACACAUAGAUAUUGAUUGUCACUUCAUCAGAGAGAAGAUCAAAGAUGGAAUGCUUAUCACUGCCUAUCUACCAUCUUCAGAACAGCCUGCAGAUAUGCUUACCAAGGCACUUGGGAAAGGCCAUCAUACAUAUCGAGCUUCCGAGAAUGAGCACUUUGGUGAAAGCAAUAAAACCACAAGAAACAUAGUUGAGAAAUUGAAGUAA
This is a messenger RNA of Solanum lycopersicum (tomato), 894 nucleotides long. RefSeq lists its product as uncharacterized. The record is from RefSeq and is a predicted model, not a curated record. NCBI's taxonomy places the organism in Eukaryota, Viridiplantae, Streptophyta, Magnoliopsida, Solanales, Solanaceae.